Molecule: messenger RNA, 1953 nt
Organism: Sporothrix brasiliensis 5110
Lineage: Eukaryota; Fungi; Ascomycota; Sordariomycetes; Ophiostomatales; Ophiostomataceae
Exons: 6
Coding region: 1-1953 (650 amino acids)
Molecular function (GO): ATP binding; ATP hydrolysis activity
Source: RefSeq, a predicted model, not a curated record
AUGGAAGUAAUUCCUCUACGUCACUUUCGAGGUCCGGAACUGGUACAGACUCUCGCUGGACUGACCGAUGAUAACAAUGGAAACGAAGCCGCAGAGGCGGCCGUCCGUAGCGAGACGGAGGCCUUCCAGCGACGGCUGAUUGAGCGUGGCCGCCGGUUUGUGGAUACAAUGGGCAUCAAGCACGCGUACUACACUGGCCGGAGGUUGGACUAUCGAGGCGAGAUCGAGGGCGAAGUCAUGAUUGACAUGCAGGAGGCCUUGAGCUAUGUAUUCAAUCUAGCCGAGAUCACAGCCGAUCCCAGUCUCCUCACAGAUAUCGACUUUAUGAUCAUGUCGUACCGUGUUUACGGCUAUUUGCUACGUGACCGUUCUUGGGCAAUAUUGGACCUAGACCUCAUUAGCAACAUUGACAGGCGAUUCGAACCUGCAGGAGCCAUUGCCACGGAUAAUUGCAACACUGACGGCGAUGCCACAGGCAGUGAUAAUUAUGACAGCGAUAACGAUGAUAUGGGCGAGGCCGUCGGCAGCAUGGCAUUCUCAAACCUUGUUCUUCCUCGAGGACACAAACGCAUGGUAUUGUCUCUCGUGGCCCAGCACUUCCGAAACAAAGCAUCCCAGACGCACAGAAAGAAUAGAUUGGACAUUGUAAAAGGCAAAGAGGGUGUGGCCGAAACGUUCAGCAAGCCUCUGAUGCAAAUAACAUGCGGCGACCUCGGGACCGCUGCAAGAGAAGUCGAGCGCUCGUUGCAAAACACGUUUGCCUUGGCCAGCCGGUGGGAUGCCAUCCUUUUGCUUGACGAGGCAGACGUGUUUCUCGCGGCCCGCGGGCGCAAUGACUUUACACGGAACGGGCUGGUAGCCGUUUUUCUUCGUAUCCUUGAAUACUACACUGGAAUCCUCUUCCUAACGACGAACCGCAUCGGCGAUCUCGACGAGGCGUUCGCGUCCCGCAUUCACAUGAUACUCCACUAUCCGCAACUGGAGGAGUUGCCUACGGUGAAAGUCUGCCGUAUCAACUUGAAUAUGAUCCGCGAGCGCUACCAUGCUGCCGGACGCCAAAUCAAGAUUGAUAGUGACACCAUUGAGGAGCACAUUCGCAAUCAUUGGCGCAAACACAGCACCGCCCGUUGGAACGGCCGGCAAAUCCGGAACGCGUGCCAAACGGCGCAAGCUCUUGCAGAGUAUGAUGCUCAGCCAUCGGACAAAAAAUUCGACCUGACGGCGCAGGAGAAUGCCAGGGUGCAUCUCAAAGUAGAACAUUUUCAGCGCGUGUCAGAAGCGUACCUGGACUUUUUCAACUACCUCAGGGACGUGCACGGGACGAGUACAGAGACUCGGGCCAAGGAGCUUGGCCUCCGGGCCGUGGAAAUGAUCGGGGAGGAACAUCCUAGCGACGAUGCGUCUCGGCGUCUCAACCGGGAAGGGCGACAAGGUCGCGGGCGACACGGAGGAAUGCAAAAUUCUCUGCAUGAAUUCCGCCUCCCCGCUACGAUGCAGCUGCCAAUUAGACAACAGCCACAGCAACAGCCACAGCAACAGCCACAGCAACAGCCACAGCAACAGCCACAGCAACAGCAGCAGCAGCCACAGCACCAACAGCCUCAGCCGCAGCUAUAUCAACAUCAACAACAGCAGGAGCCAGCCAACCAUCUAUACCAGCAGUUGCCAACGAGGCGUUGGCCGGUGGUAUAUCAGCAUCCACAGGAACAGUCUCUGUCCACCAGCACCUACGCCCUGCCCUCGAUGGAAGCCGCUUCUGUGACAGCCAACCAAUUUACCACGGUUGCAAAUUACGUACCGACAUCCAGUAGCAACGUACCGGUAUCGCCAAUGCAUCCGUACGCACUUCCAGCGCAACAGCAGAGGCCACAAGACCAUUCACGGUCGCCAUCGUAUCCUGGACAAGCUCGGCCUGUUGACCGGACCUCAGCACCUGCGGACCUCGGCCCCUGA